Messenger RNA from Gracilinanus agilis (Agile Gracile Mouse Opossum), 1663 nucleotides. It is a transcript of the gene NSRP1, whose product is annotated as nuclear speckle splicing regulatory protein 1. The record is from RefSeq and is a predicted model, not a curated record. Bases 25 to 1614 code for a protein of 529 amino acids. NCBI's taxonomy places the organism in Eukaryota, Metazoa, Chordata, Mammalia, Didelphimorphia, Didelphidae. The transcript has 7 exons. Gene Ontology annotation, biological process: regulation of alternative mRNA splicing, via spliceosome.
CGAGCGAGCGUAUGUCGAACCAAGAUGGCGGCCCCGAGCAGACAGUAUGGGCUCAUUUUCCCAAAGAAAGCACAGCAGUUGCAGAAACCUAUUUUGCAGAAGCCAUCAGUGUUUGACAAUGACUCUGAUGAAGAGACCUCCGUGAGUGACAGUAUUCAGAGAGAAGCCUGCAAGAAACAAAUGAUGAAACAGACCAAACUUGAAAUCCAAAAGGCCCUCGCAGAAGAUGCCACUGUGUAUGAAUAUGACAGUAUUUAUGAUGAAAUGCAGCGGAAGAAGGAAGAAAGUAAUCCUAAAUUGCUUUUAGUAAAAGACAGAAAGCCUAAGUAUAUCCACAGCCUGCUAAAAGCAGUUGAGAUAAGAAAAAAGGAGCAAGAGAAAAGAAUGGAAAAGAAAAUCCAGAAAGAAAGAGAAAUGGAAAAGGGAGAAUUUGAUGAUAAAGAGGCAUUUGUGACAUCUGCAUAUAAAAAGAAGCUUCAGGAGAGAGCUGAGGAAGCUGAAAGAGAGAGGAGAGCUGCUGCCCUGGAAGCUCGUCUGGAUGUAACCAAGCAGAAAGACCUCAGUGGAUUUUAUAGGCAUCUUUUAAAUCAAGCAGUUGGAGAAGAAGAAGUGCCUGAAUGCAGCCUUCGGGAAGUUAGUUCUAGGAUAAAGGAGGAGAAGCCACGGGGUUAUUCUGAUGAAUUAAAUCCAGACCACAGAGUCCCAGUCAAUAGAGCUAUAACCAAAACCAGAGUGAAAGAAGAUGGAAACCCUGAUGCAGACAGUGACCUUGAUGCGGACAGCAGUGAAGAUGAUGACAGAACUGAAGACAAGAGUCAAUGGAUCCACAGGAAUGAGAGCGGCCACCAGAGUGAAAGGAGUCAAGCCCACUCCAGCUCCUCGGGGGAGGACAGAGGCCACCAGAGCCGGAGCCAUACCAAGGGCUCCAGGACAGUGAUGAGGGAGAGAGGUGACCAGCAUCAGGACCGUAGCCAUAAGAGCCACGUCAGAGAGCCAGACAGACGUCCUGAAAGUGGUCACCAUAAAGAAAAACCAGAUCAGCACAGGUCCAGGGAGGACAGCAAUAAAGACCACAUCUACAAGAGGCGAGAACAGGAAGAUAGAGAGAGAAGAGAGAGAAGGAUGGACCGAGAGCACAGGCAGGAGGAGGAGAGGGAGAAGCAGCCCUCCAGGGGACGAGAAAGGGUUAGACCAAGAAACAGUGAAGAGCUGCAUGAUGAGGAGAGGGGGGAGACCAAGGACAGGGGCAAAGGCCAUAUGGAGGGGAAGAGAGAUGGGCAGGAGAAGUGCAGAGAGAGGGAGCCAAGCACCAGACCUUUGGAGCAGGCUCAAGAGAGGGAGGAAAGCCACUCUGAUUCUGGAGCACAGGACAGGCUGUGUGGGGAGGAAGGCUCCAGCAGUGGGGGAGCCUCAGAGAGGGCCCCCAGCCCCAAAGGAUCACAGGAGUCAAAGCGCCGGCCAGAGGAGGGAGGAGAGGAGAAGCCUCCUGAGACACUGAGCAAGUUUGCAAAGCGCAGCAACAAAGAGACUGUCAUGUCAGCAAGAGACCGGUACCUGGCCAGGCAGAUGGCUCGUGUUGGUGCCAAAACCUACAUCGAGAAAGAAGAGGACUGAGGGUCACCCAGUGGCAGCAGUUAGUUGCCUGGCUGGGGGAGAGCAGGGA